AUGGCGUCCAGUGAAGAGGAGGGCAUGGCUUCGAGCAAGCUGCGGACAUCCAAGAAAGGAGCGGCCGCGACGAACAAGACGGACGCUUUCAGUCUCGUCCCUUCUGCCGAUACGAUGUCUUCUGCCGCCACGGAUACUGUUGGCAGUGUUAUGGACCCUAACAGCCAAGUAGCUUCUGCCAACAUGACGACCGCUACCACCAGUCCGACUGCUGCCGAUUCGGCUACCUCUGCCGAUACCAAGUCGAUGUCCUCUACCAAUGCGACGACUUCUACAAACCCGCCAACCCCUGUGGUUCACCCACAUUCCACCUACACGGACACUAUUCGUGGCGUGGUGAAGCCGAACAGUUCCACAACGUCACCUACCUCUGCGAACGCCUCGAAUUUUCCGCAGGACGACUCCAAACGCCACAUCUUCCCCUUCUUCGACUUGCCUCGAGAGCUUCGCGACAUGGCGUAUGAUAAGAUGCUUAUCUCGUCCGUGAGCAAGAAGCUCCCGUGCCAGCUCCAAAUCACAGUCGUCAACAUGGCAGAAGUGAAGCUCAUGACUAUUAACCGACAGUUCGCACACGAGUACAAGGAGCGUGCUGAGAAGGAACAAGCCACAACUUUGACCGAUGGACCUGAUGUGGACUUGGACGACUUGAGUACAGACGUUAUGCCGCUGCCAACCCUUCUGAGAGCAACCAAGAUACUGAAGAUCGACAUUGCUGGCGGUUCAUGGUCUCUCUCGCGGCACAAAAGCCGGAUAUCAACCAUCGCCGCUGCUAAUUCACAUCUCACGUCGCUCUCUGUCAAAAUUGUCCUUACGUAUCGGGGGUUUAUGGGGAAUGUCCGCGAAUUAUUGCGAGACCUCGCCACCGUGCAGAAGUUGGUUUCACUUGAAGUCUUCGCAGAGGACAUGAGAUACGAGGUUUUCGACUUCGAAUACCAAAACUUGCUGGUACUAAGAUGGUCUGCUGAGAGUGGCUUAUGGGAGACGUUCGAACCGGCAGGGGUACAACACGCUCUCGCCAGGCUGGUGGAAAAGUUCUGA
Molecule: messenger RNA, 1038 nt
Organism: Zasmidium cellare ATCC 36951
Lineage: Eukaryota; Fungi; Ascomycota; Dothideomycetes; Mycosphaerellales; Mycosphaerellaceae
Exons: 1
Coding region: 1-1038 (345 amino acids)
Source: RefSeq, a predicted model, not a curated record